CCCUUUAGUAGAGAAAUGGAUCAGUCUCGGCCGUCCCGUCAGCCAGGAGGAGUCCCUCAGAAUGCUGUGCCGGUGAUGAACUCCAGGCAGGGUCAUAAUCCCACAGAGAGAAGCGUCAUCAGCGGAGACAAAGAUCAGUCAGGGAGGCUGCGGAGACGCACACGUCCGCCAGAGGCCCACCGCUCCUGGGCUGAAGAUGAGGGGUUGAGCCCCUCCAUGGAAGGAUGUGGCCCCUAUGGUCAAAGCCCUUUGCUCCAGGGCAUGCAGGCAGAUGGAAUGAUGUACAACCACGGCGUCUAUGAGCAGGCCGAGGGCAACUACCAACGGCGGCUCGUAUCCAAUGGCAACGGACCGUUGUCUUCCCCUCCAAGAAGCCCAAAAACCAGAGGAUACAUGACCUUCCAGGCCAGACGUGGGCGCGGUCCGCAGCAGGAUCAGGGACCCCCCGUCGCCACGGUGAAGGUCUCCGGGACCCCCCGCCGUCAGUACAGUAGAGGCCGCAAUCGCACCUCCUCUGAAACCGAGCAGGGGGGCAAAGGCAGCAGGGGCCCGACCCAGAGGAAGAGGGUCUUCUCAGAGACGGAGAGCAGGCCUAGAUGGGACAAUACCAAAAUGAGUGGACUGCAGUGCCUCGCCUCCGAGAACAUCUGGUUCGACAAACCUCUCUACGAUGAAGCCGAGAAGUGCUUCUACGAGGGAGCCAACGGACCUCCUUCAAAGGCCAAAACGGCCCUGCUGCCCAAGGGGCGCCAGCAGAGACCGCGGAACAGAAACUCAUCCUCACAUGCAGGAGGAGACCAGGAGCUGGUUACACGCAUGAAGAGCAUGGAGCUGGAGAACCAUACUCUGCACAAAGUGGUGGCUGAAAUGAGAGCAGCCCUGCAGACGCUGGAGAACAGAGUGGCCACGCUGGAAAAGAGCCCAGCGGGCGUCCCAAGUGCUAAGGCUGCUCCAGUCCAGGCUACUCCAGUCAAACAGGUGCAAAAUGGAGAUGAUGAAGACGAGGAUGACGACAUGGACUUGUUUGGCAGUGAUGAUGAGGAUGACGAAGAAGCCGAGCGCCUUAAGCAGGAGCGCCUGGAUGCCUAUGCUGCCAAGAAGUCCAAGAAACCCGCCCUCAUAGCCAAGUCCUCUCUGCUUUUAGACGUCAAGCCCUGGGACGAUGAGACGGACAUGGCCAAGCUGGAGGAGUGUGUGCGCUCGGUGCAGAUGGAAGGGCUCCUGUGGGGAGCGUCCAAACUGGUUCCCGUCGGAUACGGCAUCAAGAAGCUGCAGAUCACCUGCGUGAUCGAGGACGACAAAGUUGGCACAGACAUGCUGGAGGAGGAGAUCACCAAGUUUGAGGACUUUAUCCAGAGUAUAGACGUGGCUGCCUUCAAUAAGAUCUAGGCUCCACCAGUUGUUUACCUGCUCCACCAAAGUGUUGCUGCUGCUCCCUGCUUGCAUGUUGAUUAAAAUAUUAAGUUUUGAGCAAA
Notothenia coriiceps (black rockcod) is the source of this 1475-nucleotide messenger RNA. It is a transcript of the gene eef1da, whose product is annotated as eukaryotic translation elongation factor 1 delta a (guanine nucleotide exchange protein). The record is from RefSeq and is a predicted model, not a curated record. Gene Ontology annotation, cellular component: eukaryotic translation elongation factor 1 complex; cytosol. Lineage: Eukaryota; Metazoa; Chordata; Actinopteri; Perciformes; Nototheniidae. The coding region runs from base 16 to 1389 and encodes 457 amino acids. The transcript has 8 exons. Gene Ontology annotation, molecular function: translation elongation factor activity; guanyl-nucleotide exchange factor activity. Gene Ontology annotation, biological process: translational elongation.